Branchiostoma floridae (Florida lancelet) is the source of this 2721-nucleotide messenger RNA. RefSeq names its product von Willebrand factor-like. The coding region runs from base 515 to 1195 and encodes 226 amino acids. NCBI's taxonomy places the organism in Eukaryota, Metazoa, Chordata, Leptocardii, Amphioxiformes, Branchiostomatidae. The transcript has 5 exons. The record is from RefSeq and is a predicted model, not a curated record.
CAUUUGUUAAAUGGUGAGUACUUCUGCCUCUUGUGCUCUGGAGAUGAUGAACUUCGAUGAGGAAGUUGAGACGUAGAUUCAAUCCGCUAUUUCUUCAGUACUAGCUGUCCCUCUUUCUCGCGUCGUCAUCUUGUAUCUUUGGCAAACCGGCAACAGUGAAACAUCCAAUGAUGACAGACUUCUAUAAACACCUCCUGCCGAGUCUGAGUCCCAGGUUGUGUAGCUACCGGCCCGGGUACAAAUACAGCUGCGCGGGGGCCGUCUCCAGAAGUGCGUAACAUCCUGCCGAGAGUGUGACAAGGAAUGCGUCAUCGAAGACGUCUGUCUCUUUCUCACCACAUGACUCCUUAAGUUAUCAUUUAGCCUUUUAAGGUGCCUGGUAGCCCUUUCGCAGUUUCAGAGGAUAUAUAGGAAAUCACUGUUAGGCGUUCUGGGGACCCGGAGUCAACCUAGGACACAGCAAAGUUAUCACCGUUAGAAUUGUAGCUGUCUGACUUUGACAUUAGUUUACGACAUGGCUCGCCUGAGGAUGAUGUACCUGUGUGUUUGUGUUUGCGUUAUGACAUCCCUGCUGGCGGACGCAGCUCCGAUCCAGGGUCCAACCAUCCAAGACGUCACCAUCCAGGGUUCUACCAUCAAGGAACCCACGGUCCAGGACCCGGUGAAGAUGGACCUGUUGUUCAUCGUGGACAGCAGUGAUGGCGUCGGACAGAGACAGUUCCACAGAUUCAAACGGAGCAUGAAGACGACAGUGCGCAAUUUCCCCGCCGCCAUCGACAAGGACAACGUGCGGGUCGCCAUGAUCAUGUUCUCAGACAAGGCCGAGACUCGCGUGUUCUUCCAUCUGUACGACAUGUAUGACAAGGAGGAGAUAAUAAACGCCAUUGGAAACGCCAAAUACACAGGGAAUCCAGGCAGAAUGAUGGGCCAGGCUCUGGGUUUAGCCAAAGAAAAGGUUUUCCACCAGGAGCGGGGAUCGCGGGAGGACGCGCACCAGCUCGUGUUCCUCAUGACAACCGGGCCCAGUGACGACCCCAAGGAGGUACAACACCAAGCAGCAGAACUGCUCAACAACGGAGUGGAACUCUUUGCCACUGGGAUAGCCAUCGACUCACCCAUUGAUAAAGAGGAGUUGCUGAAAAUCGUGUCAGAUCCGCCUGAAACCCACCUGUACAUCCUGCAAGCCGGCCGUUGAACAUCAUCUUAUGCCAGCACGCAGUUCGGACUGGGAACAUGCUGGAACACGAUGAAAGACAGCCGCACAAUUGGUGGCUUUUGUACUGACCUACCACUGCCAUGCUACAUCCCCACUAGGCAUUAUUUCCAGCCUAACUGCCCUAUCCAUUCUGGAACCUUCUACAGUACAAGCCUAGGCCUCCUUCUCAGACUUCUGAAGUGGCAGGGUUUAUGUUUUUUUGGGAGUGCUAAUUUGCGAUUUUCAACAUGGGCUAAGGUUCUGUGCUGCAAAAGGGGAGUUUCCCAACUGGGUUCACUCAUUUUCCUGGCAUAGAGAAUAUUUUGAUAGCCCAAGUUGAAAAUCACAAAUCAGCACUCCCCCUGAAUAAUAAACUCCACCACUCCAGAAAUCUGGGAAGGAGGCGACUACAGUACAAUGCUUGUGACAUUUUACCAUGUAAGUAGAUGUUUGAACCAUCAAUUGUAUGAAUAAACCUCUGCUCGAUCUGAUGCAUGUGCUAUCACGUCUUCAGGGGUUGAGGAGGGAAUUAAGGUCAGAAGUUCUUUACCUCUUCCAGCAAGUUUAAUCUGUAUACACCAUUAAGGCUUACCAGUCCCUUGACCAUACAUCUAAAUAUAAAACCUGUUAUAUGUUUAUCCCUUUCUUUUUUUUAAAUCCCAAAAUUGAAAUGAAAUUCUGUUAUGUACAUGUAGGCUAGCUGAUACGUGUUACUAUGUAUAUCACAGUUUUUACCAGUAUUACAAGUAUAUUCAUGUGGCAUUCUAAGUCACAUCACUAUACACACGAAACAUUACAUGCACAUUCCAAUUUUUAAUUUUUAUAUGGUUUGGAUAAAAAGAUACAGUAUUAUGCAUAUGCACAUUCAAAGCUUUUUUGAGAGAGGUACAAAAGGUUAGUUAAAAAGGUAUUACUAUUAGAAAUGCACCUCUGACCAAUUUUGAGCCGUUACUCUACCUUUUGAAUGAAAGUUUUAACAACUAAUGUUCAGUAAUGUGAUUGGCACAUUUAAUGUGCCAGAAAACAUAGUUAAAGAUUGCCAUAAUAGUACAUUUAUCUUUCUGGAAAUUGUAUUGUUACUGAAGUUUGUAUUUAUCUGAUACACAUUACUUACUCAGUAUAUACUUUUCUACGCUUAAACUUAUACCCAUUUUUAUACCAUUCUUUUUAUACAUUAAACAGGCAAACGUGGCACAAAAAUAUGACUUAUUUUCAUUUUCUGUGUGAUGUGUAAAUGUUAAAUGGGCCCCAAUUUUUUUUACAAAAUUUCUUGUACAACACUGUGCACUGAAUGGCAUGUUGAAGAAAGGAGCACAAGCUUGCAGUUCUCAAAUAGUGGAAAAAUUUAUUCCAUUGACUUGACAUGACAUAAUGCUGUACAGAUACCUGUAUGACAGACCUCUGCAGACUUAAAAGCAGUCAGGUGACAGAAGUGGCAUCAAUUGCAUUAUAUUUUUGGUCUGUAUCUAGAUGCUUCCUGGUAUCAGGUUUAAAAAGACAGUGAAACUAGAGCAAAUGUUGCUGCA